GAGAGCGCCGCGUCCUGCGUCGUUGCAGGGCUUGUAAACAGAGGUGCUGCGCGGCGGACGCCCCUCCCGGGAAGGCGCUCCUGCCGGCCUCCCUCUCCCGCUCCAGGAUGCAUCCCAGGCACCUCCUGCCGGCCGCCGCGGCCCUCGUCCUGCCAGUGUGCCUGCUGUGGGAGCUGCCGGCCGCGAAGGGCUACAUCCACGCGGUGUCGGACCACAACACCAGCAUGGAGUUCCCCGACCAGCCGGCCGUUUUCGGGUACCCCCUGCCCCGUGAAGGACUCAUGGGUCUCCUGGUGGAAGCCAAGCCAGCCAACGCCUGCCUGCCACUCGAGGCGCCUCCGUCCAACAGGAGCGUCUUCAUCGCCCUCGUCCGGCGGUACAACUGCAGCUUUGACAUCAAGGUCUACCACGCCCAGCAGGCUGGGUUCCUGGGAGUCAUUGUGCACAACGUGGGCUCAGACGAUCUGCUCAACAUGGUUUGGGAGGACGAAGAUCUGCGCAGGCGCAUCACCGUCCCGUCUGUCUUCACCGGCGAAACAGCAGCCACGUACCUGCGUAGCCUCUUCACUUAUGAGAGAGGGGGCCACGUGGUCCUGAUCCCGGAGUACAUCUUCCCACUGGGCUACUACCUCAUCCCAUUCACCGGCGUGGUUGGCGUUGUGAUUGCUGUGAUGUGCACCAUCCUGAUCGUCCGCUGUAUCCAACAUCGGAAGAGGAUGCGAAAGGAUCGACUUUCCAAGGAGCAGCUGAAGAAGAUCCCAGUGCACAAGUACAAGAAAGGGGAUGACUACGAUGUCUGUGCCAUCUGCCUGGAGGAGUACGAAGAUGGAGACCGGCUGCGGAUCCUGCCUUGCUCCCAUGCCUACCACUGCAAGUGCGUGGAUCCGUGGCUGACCCGGACGAAGAAGACCUGCCCAGUUUGCAAGCAGCGAGUGAUCCGCUCCCCGGAUGACUCGGAUUCAGACGGUGGCGAAGAGGGCGCUGACCAAGAUGUGCCUCCCCAGGACGAGGCAGGAGUGCAGGACGCCGGGCACGAGGAGGAAGAGGAAGACGAUGAUACAGAGCGCACCCCCUUGCUGCGGCCCUCACCCAGCACAGCCGUGGGCCCCCCCUGCUUCGGCAGCAUGGCCCAGUCGCCCCCCUCCAGCCCCCAGGGUCUCCUGGCUGAGGGUGGGGGGGAGCCCCCUCCCAGCCCUCGCCUACAGAGCCAGCUGCUUGUCUAGCCCACCGCCUCAGCCCGUGGUUUGUUGCCCCCGCUCCAGGGGGCAGACAAACCCCCUCCUUUCAGUGGGGGUGUGAAAGGAUGCAGAAGAGGCCUCUACUUUCACACACACACACCCCCGAGCUUCCAGAUUUGUAACUUUUCAGGGCUGGUAAGCCACUGGGGGGCUGAGUCCUCCUACAGAGCAGCCCCCAAGCCUUGCAGAGUGCUUGGCCAGAGGGCGCAUAUCCUUUGUGCUUUUUCCCAGCCCCCUUCCCAGGCAGAGUUCUGGCUGGGGGCGGGGGCUGGAGGGACAGAUGCAAUCCAGGUGCCCUACUUUGCUUGGGGGAGCACCGCCAAGCAGGAGGGCCUGGAGCAGAGCAGGGGGCGCUUCUUAGUAGCCUGGGGGAUGCGGGGGGGCCUGAUCCUUCCCCCUUUGCCAUGCAGGCCUGGUUUCCUCUUGUUCUCUUUGGCUGGACUGGCCACGUGCCAAGAGAAGCGGCAGCAGCCUCAUUCUCCGAACUCCCUUCCUCUUGCUGCUCAGGGGGCAAGCCCCUCAGAAAACGGAGCGAGGAGCCCCCUUCUGGGACCAAGCCUCCCUGCCAUGCUGCUGCCGCCACCUUGCCUUCCACUGAACACCUGGGGGGUUUUUACUGUUAACGGCUUUUGACUGAUUGGGAGGGUUCUGGCCAAAGGACAGUGGGGGGAGAGGGCACAGCUUUCCUGCAGGGCUGGGGUCUGUAUCCCCCCUCCAGGGCUGGGCAAAGGGAAGAUGAAAGGACCAGCAGCCCUCCAGUCAGUCAAUAAAAAUACGGUUUAAAUUCU
Molecule: messenger RNA, 2026 nt
Organism: Candoia aspera
Lineage: Eukaryota; Metazoa; Chordata; Lepidosauria; Squamata; Candoiidae
Gene: RNF167
Product: ring finger protein 167
Exons: 10
Coding region: 108-1223 (371 amino acids)
Source: RefSeq, a predicted model, not a curated record